AUGUACCAAGAAUUCGGAUUGCAGGCCGGGACUUGUUUGCAGAGUUGCAACGACCAUUGCAUGCCCAAGCCGCCGACUUGCGGACAAGGCGGCUUUGACUGGGCAGAGUGGCGAGGCCCUUUAUCCUGGAGCAGUGUGAAAUCGCCUCCGUUUGCAGAGUAUGACCCGGCCGUGUUCAAGUCCCAAAAGCCUGAGCAUGACGGUCGAACAAACGCGCUGCUUAUUGACAACCCAAAGGAUUUAUACGGACAGGCCAUAGAUAUCAACCUUGCUUCUGUGAUACACCAGGGAUUCCUCCUGGCUCCGGAAUCAGGCAACUACACGUUCAUCUUUGGGCAGGCAGACGAUAUUGUUCUGGUCUGGCUGGGCAACAACGCCUUCCGCGGUUGGACUCGGGCAAACGCAGACAUUGAGAGGACGUAUAUCCCGCCUCCCGGUGACGAGACGCAUACCACAAGGCACCUGGAGCAGGGGACGUAUUACCCGGUCAGAGUGGCAUGGGGUGACAAGGGAGGAAAUACAGCCAUGUCGGUCAAAAUCAUUGCCCCAAAUGGCACGGAAUUGACCGGCCAGGACAAUGGCUACUUCAGGACCGAAGCGUGUGACGGUUCGUACGACAAGUUCCCUCCAUAUGGUCCGUCGUAG
Metarhizium album ARSEF 1941 is the source of this 645-nucleotide messenger RNA. RefSeq names its product GLEYA domain-containing protein. The transcript has 2 exons. Bases 1 to 645 code for a protein of 214 amino acids. NCBI's taxonomy places the organism in Eukaryota, Fungi, Ascomycota, Sordariomycetes, Hypocreales, Clavicipitaceae. The record is from RefSeq and is a predicted model, not a curated record.